CUGAUAUGCAAAUUAAUGACCGAUUAAGUGUACGUACAAGUACUUCGAUUAACGACUCUGGAAAAAUGAUGCAGCGUCAUAAAUUGCUUGAAAUAGCAAAUAACUUGACCAUCGAUAAAGAUGGCGAGCCUUAUAACAGCAAAGAAAAAGAAUCACCUAAAGAAUUAUCAAAUUCGAACACUUCAUCACUAAUACGACAUCCGAGUCAUGCUUUAACUCCUGCGAUAUCAGAAGUUUACCACGAGCGCAACAUAGGAUUAGGUCUAGCUCCUCCUUUAUCAACUUUGCUUUUGACCAACGAUUUAAAAAAUGAAAAUGACAAAUUUGAUGGCGAAUUUAAUGAAUUUUUGAAAAGGGAUGAAGGUGACGGUAGAAGUGUGGCUGAUUCUCAAUGCUCCAGUCAUUACAAGGCAUUAACAAAUGGGUCGGAAAAAGCAACUGGUAUGCUGAGAAAAAUGCAAAUGAUGUCAAUCAAGUCAAAUUCUGAUGCGAGUCCAGCAACAGAAGGAGCCGAUAAAGAAAAGAAGGGGUCUAGUAAAAUUGUCAAAAAAUGUUUAUACAGGAAGAAAAAUCCUAAUUAGUCGUUAGUAGAAUGUAACGUCCCCAAAUCCAUCCA
Molecule: messenger RNA, 616 nt
Organism: Ctenocephalides felis (cat flea)
Lineage: Eukaryota; Metazoa; Arthropoda; Insecta; Siphonaptera; Pulicidae
Exons: 2
Coding region: 6-581 (191 amino acids)
Source: RefSeq, a predicted model, not a curated record